Pogona vitticeps (central bearded dragon) is the source of this 1105-nucleotide messenger RNA. The record is from RefSeq and is a predicted model, not a curated record. NCBI's taxonomy places the organism in Eukaryota, Metazoa, Chordata, Lepidosauria, Squamata, Agamidae.
UCUGUAUCUGUCUUUAUUUCUUCGAUUCCAGCACUUUAAUGACAUCACAUCAUUGUACACCCUAAAACCUCCAUCUGAAUCGACAUCUAUGAAUGACAUAGUGCCACUGCAAGAAAACAUCAGGUCUGCCACUUCUUCUGGUUCUCAAGUUCCUUUUCCUGAGGAUUUUUUAUCCAGUUUUCAAGAAUCCAGUCCCUUUACUGAGUAUUCACAAUGCUUUCCUAAACUGCAUAACAGCAAAUGCUGUUCCCCAAGUUACAGCCAAAAUAUAUCCUGCACUGCAAGUCCCAACUUAAUGGGACCUUCAGUAGUCUAUGAAGGAGGCAUUUCAUCCUUUCAGGAUAAUAACAAAGUAGAUAGACAGCAUCACCUCUCAUUUCCAAAAACAAUGGAAACAGGAAGAAGAGUACAUUUGUCAUUAACACAGAACAGUAUUGACACACCUAUCAGUAUUUGCUGCGGAGCCCCAAUGCCACAGUUAGGGUAUGACCAAAAUGGUAGUAAUACUUACCUUGAAAAGUGUGGACAAAGCAGAAUGUGCCUUUCAAAGGCAGCAACGGGCCAAAACUUACGAAUGCCGGUCUUCUUAAAGAACGCUGUUCGUCAAGCUGCUAAAGAUGUUCAUGGGGUGAAAAAGCAACGUGACUCUGACCUGGAUUUCAAACAGCCGUGGUACUUUGUUUCCAAUAAAGAUGUUCCAUACCAGCAGUGCUCUAGCAGUUUUCUAGGAGAAUUUGGCAGGGGAACACCUGGCAGUCCAGAAUUUCAAUUUGAGGAGAGCUUUAGGGAUGGCCACUUAUUCACACAAGCAAGGGAUUCAUCUUCUUGUGCUCCAAAUUUCUGUGGAGCAGCCUCCAAUCCAGACAUAUUUUUUAACCUGGACUUUCGAACUGGAGAAUAUACAGGAAAGAAAGGGCUCAGUUUAUUACCAUCUAAGCCAAGGGAGCAAGAUGCCCCAGCAGAAUUCACUCAGAUACCACAGCUUAAAAAACGCCGUCUAACAUUUGAAAAAGAUCCUGGGAGAAGUGAUGGUCAAACACGUCUCAAAUUCUUUUAAAGGAAACACAGGCUUCCAAAUAUCUGUUUAAAUCUAAUGUACUUCCAU